Messenger RNA from Phytophthora infestans T30-4, 492 nucleotides. Its product is annotated as Mitochondrial Protein Translocase (MPT) Family. The record is from RefSeq and is a predicted model, not a curated record. Gene Ontology annotation, biological process: protein insertion into mitochondrial inner membrane. Lineage: Eukaryota; Oomycota; Peronosporomycetes; Peronosporales; Peronosporaceae. Gene Ontology annotation, cellular component: TIM22 mitochondrial import inner membrane insertion complex. The transcript has 4 exons. Gene Ontology annotation, molecular function: transmembrane protein transporter activity. Bases 1 to 492 code for a protein of 163 amino acids.
AUGGACGACUCGCGUGGACCAAGUAUGGGACAGAUCGCCGCCUACCGCGCCAUGAAGUUCGCAGAGGAGUCUCGUGAGAGCUGCUGGAAGCGUAGUGUGGUGGCGUGCAUAGCUGGUGCGGCAAUGGGCGUGGGUCUCGGCACGUUUCUCGGCACGUUUGAAGGUGCUCACGGUGAACUAGUUGGACGCAAUAUGCGCGAGCAGCUCUUCAAUGGCUUCAGCAAGUCCAUUAAGGCGGGUUAUGUGCGCAGCGAGUUUGCACUGGUGGGAAGUAUCUUUGCCGGCGUCGAGUGCGUGAUCGAGCGCGAACGUGCGGCGAACGACAUCUUCAACCCCCUCUUGGCCGGUGGAGUAUCAGGCGGAGCACUGGGCGCUUGGGCAGCACGGAGUUCGGGGCCAAAAGUGCUGGUGCAAAACACCGCCAAGGGCGCGGCAGGCUUCGCCGUCAUGGCUGUUGUGUUUGAGAAGGGCAUUGAGUUCCUCACGAAUUAG